Messenger RNA from Oncorhynchus mykiss (rainbow trout), 1864 nucleotides. Lineage: Eukaryota; Metazoa; Chordata; Actinopteri; Salmoniformes; Salmonidae. The record is from RefSeq and is a predicted model, not a curated record.
AUGACAGAGUCCCUCACCUCUACGUACUGUUGUCAGUCAAGCUCAGGAGAGCUGUAUGAUGUGGUGCAGUUAGAGGCCAAAGAGAAGAAGAAGACCGGUGGGGUCAGUGUCCGAGCCCUGAGAAGUUACUGGGACCAGCAGAACGAACAGAAGAAUGACCAACACCAACAGAAUGACCAUCAAAAGGACCAUCACAAUGACCCACGGAAUGACCCACGGAACGACCCAUGGAACGACCCACGGAACGAGCAGCACCAAUGGAAUGACCUGCCGCCAACUAGGCAGCCCCCUGCAGUGCCACCCGUGCUGCCGCCCAAAACCAACAACAGGAAGUUGACAUCAACAGUAUCCAUUGGCAGGAAGUCCCUCCCACAGCAAGCAGUACCUCCAGUCCCAAGGCGAGGCCCACCUCUGACCCACUCUCUGAGUGGAACCUUGUCUGACAAGAGCACGUCUCAAACCCAAUACGCUGAGAUACAUCAUGACCAAACCAAGACCACAUCUCACGGUCAAACCCAAUACGCUGAGAUACAUCAUGAUCAAACCAAGACCACAUCUCACGGUCAAACCCAAUACGCUGAGAUACAUGCUAACCACAACAAGACCACAUCUCACGGUCAAACCCAAUACGCUGAGAUACAUGCUAACCACAACAAGACCACAUCUCACAUUCAAACCCAAUACGCUGAGAUACAUGCUAACCACAACAAGACCACAUCUCACUUUCAAACCCAAUAUGCAGAAAUACAUAAUGACCAAACCAAGACCAAAUAUCACGGUCAAACCCAAUACGCAGAAAUACACACGAACCAGAACAAAGUGGAGAGACUGGCCAGUACUGGGAGUCUGAACCAGAGGAGGAGCACCGGUCCCUGGUCCUUCAACAACACCUCCACAGCAGCAGGAGGAGUCAUGUACUCUGAGCUGACCCUGCCAGAUGGACGAAGCCGCUCUCUACCCCGCCUGGACGACGCCACGGAGGAGGAGGAGGAGGAGGAGGAGGAGGGGUACUCCGACAGGAUAACCAUCCCUUGCUUCCCCAACACCUCUCACUCCCCCAAUCCCCCCAAGAGGGUCACCUGCCACGCCUACUCUCUUCAGGAGCCCAGGGAAAGCCCCCGGCCACGGAUCCACGGUGUACCACAAAGCCUGGAUCAGCUGAGCACCAACCCACUGUACCAGGCCUCUGUCGGGCUUGGUGAGGGCCGCGACACCCCCUGGAAGGUACCACAGAGGCAGAGAGAAGGGGACCGUGGCAGAAAUCCCCAGGAUCAGACUACCCAACAGGAGGAGAGUAUGUAUGCAGAGGUUCCAGAGGGGCCAUCUCCUCCCCGUCAUCUGAUUACUGACAACACCUAUGAGCAGAUCCCAGGGGACGGUGGCCUAAAUGGGACACAAAGCACAGCCACAGACCAGGAGGGAAACACCUAUGAGAUGCUGGAGAACCUGAAGUCCAAGGAGUCUACUUGGGGCAAGAAGAAUAUCACAUGGAGAAAAUUAUUCCCUGAAUACAAGAAGAAAUAGCAGCACCCUGCAGAUUCAGCAACAAACCAAUCAGCACCCUGCAGAUUCAGCAACAAACCAAUCAGCACCCUGCAGAUUCAGCAACAAACCAAUCAGCACCCUGCAGAUUCAGCAACAAACCAAUCAGCACCCUGCAGAUUCAGCAACAAACCAAUCAGCACCCUGCAGAUUCAGCAGGAAGACAAUUCUUUGGUCAAUGUUAUUGUAUUUAGGAAAUGUGUAGACAGACUGGUGUUAUCUCUGUGUUAAAUGUGUUUUAUUAGCAAAUAUAAAUUACAUGCAUUUUCCCUUAUCUCCACAUUGAUUGUACUUGGAAAUUGGAACUCAAUCUGUCUUGAGC